This is a messenger RNA of Cordyceps militaris CM01, 1506 nucleotides long. RefSeq names its product Fungal transcriptional regulatory protein. Gene Ontology annotation, biological process: regulation of DNA-templated transcription. The record is from RefSeq and is a predicted model, not a curated record. Gene Ontology annotation, molecular function: DNA-binding transcription factor activity, RNA polymerase II-specific; zinc ion binding. The transcript has 6 exons. The coding region runs from base 1 to 1506 and encodes 501 amino acids. Lineage: Eukaryota; Fungi; Ascomycota; Sordariomycetes; Hypocreales; Cordycipitaceae.
AUGACGCAUGUCAAGGUCGGCCAGCGGCGCCGCGCUAAGGCACCCAAGGUUCGCACGGGCUGCCGCACUUGCAAGCAGAUUGGCAUCGCACAUCUCCGCCGCGUCAAGUGUGACGAGGACCGCCCGGCUUGUCACAGAUGCACAUCCACCGGCCGCACAUGCGACGGCUACGCCGCCGUUGUCGCCGCCACCCCCUCGCCGCCGGUGCCCCUCUCGCCCGCGCAGUACUCGGGCCAGGAAUGGCGAUCCUUUCAGUACUUUCACGAAAAGACGCUCAAGCAGCUGUGCACUUUCUUCCCUGACGACUUCUGGACCUCGUAUGUGCUCAAGAUUGCCAACACGGAGACGAGCAUCUGGCACUCCCUCAUCGCCCUGUCGUCCUACCAUGAGCUCUUUUCCACCCAGCGCAUGCCCCGGCGCCAGGCCGAGGACUGCUUUGCGCUCAACCAGUACAAUUCGUCCAUCCAGCACGUGCUGAGCAUGGACAGGAGCUCGCAGAGCGCCCACGUACAGCUGGCGUCGUGCAUACUCUUCAUCUGCGUCGAGACACUUCGCGGGCAGAUUGUGCCGGUGGUGAGACUAGCUACGUUGGGGUAUCGGAUAUUGCAGGCGGAAGAUGCCCUGUAUGCAACAUUCCGGCCACCCGCCCCGGACGCGUCAGACAGGCGCAAGCUCUUUGCCCUCGCCCGCAACUUUCUCAGCCAAGUGGUCUGCCAAAUAUACAUUCUCAUCAACAACCUCGACCCCGGAAUCAACGCCAUCGCCGCCAACAUCAUCGAGAGCGGCCACGGCCCCGGCCCGCGUGGCUACCGCUUCCACACCACCACCGAGGCGCAGUCCGUGCUCAACAGCAUCCGCCUGCACUUUGACCGGUACGACGAGGGCGCCAUCGAGACGGCGCGCGCCAACCUGGCCGCGUGGACGCUCGCCUUUGACGCCCUGCGGCGCGGCCUGCCGGACCACCUCGUCUCGCCCGCCGAGCGGCGCGCCCUGGCCCUCCUCGCGCUGCGCCGCCUGUACUUUGCCGCCGAGCUGUCCGUCAAUGUCGUGCGCGGGCCCGUCGACCCCAUGCUGUGGGACGCGCACCGCCCGACGUUUGUCGAGAUUCUCGCCCUCGCGGAAAUUGCCAUGGCGCGGGAUGAUGACGACGACGACGAUGACGGCUGCCAGCCCCGGUUUCACAUGAACUCGGGCCCGGUGCCCGUCGUGUACGGGCUGGUGCAAAAGUGCCGCGAUGGGGAGCUGCGCGCGCGCGCGAUUCAGCUGCUGGCGUCGCAGAGCCGCCAGGAGGGCAUCUGGAGCAGCAGGAUGGUGCUGGGCACCGUGAUGCGCGUCGUGGCGAUGGAGCAGCAGGGCCUUGUCCAUCCUGUAACGUGUGCCGAUAUACCGCGCGAAAAAAGGGUCAUUACGAUUAAAGUGGUGGAAAAGAGUCCCGGGGAUUACACGGUGGGAUUUGAGCUGUACACUGGGUGGCACUGGGAAGAGGCGAGUGCGUUUUUAUCAUGA